UCAGUAAAUGAACAUCUCUCCUCCUCAGCUACUUUAAAGCUGUUCCUUCUCUUUUCUCUGCUAGAAGAAAAAAAUGGUAAUGGGGAGAUCUAAUAACGUCAUCAACGUCUGUGAUUACAGUGGUACAGAGCUUCUACCGCCAAACGAUGAGUCGGCGGCGACGUCUUGGCGUCUAGACACGCACAAGUUUCGCCUUCCCGAACAGAAAAUCUCCGAUGGCUGUGAAAACCCCGGUACUGGCUUCUUUCGCCUUCUUUUCACUCCAAGGAAACAACACAAGGUUUCAGAAUACUACAAAAACCAAGAAAGGCUUCUUGAAGGGUUCAAUGAAAUGGAGACAGUGACUGAAACGGGUUCUUUUCCUGGAAAUAUGUCUGAGGAUGAGAUGAAGAAGCUUGCAAGGAGUGAGAAAUUUGCUAUUCAAGCAUCAAACAUAGCUAAUGUUGUGCUCUUUGCGGCAAAGAUCUAUGCUUCCGUUGAGAGUAAAUCAAUGGCAGUUAUUGCUUCAACCCUGGAUUCACUCUUGGAUCUACUGUCAGGAUUUAUUUUGUGGUUCACUGCACGUACCAUGAAGAAACCGAAUCAUUAUCGCUAUCCAAUUGGGAAGAAUCGCAUGCAACCAGUGGUAAGUUAUUUGCUGCUUUAACAUCAUACUCACAUCCUUAGUGUACAUUCCUCUCUCUGUUUCUUAUUUUGUUGCCUUUGUAAGGUCUUUGAGAUGUCAGUUUGUAACAAUAUAGAAUCUCCAAGUUACCGACAAUCUCCGUUUAUAUUGCUGCUUUUUGAAUCAUGUUCAUCAGCACUUUAUAGAUAGAAUGAAUCGUGAUCCUUAAG
Messenger RNA from Rubroshorea leprosula, 834 nucleotides. Lineage: Eukaryota; Viridiplantae; Streptophyta; Magnoliopsida; Malvales; Dipterocarpaceae. The record is from the annotation of a GenBank genome assembly.